UUCUAUCAGGAAGUGAUUUAAGGGCAAGGCGUGUGCUUGUUGUGACAGCUGACCGUGGCUCGCGGCCAGAGGGACUUCCGGCGGACCGCGGAUCUAAUCACAUUAGCGUAAUUCCGUCAUCUGCUUAGCCGCUGUCUCGUCUCCGGGCUAACAGGCAUGGCUUUGUUGGUGCGGAAGUGGCUCUGCCUCCUGCUCCUGCACGCGCUGGCGCUCGGGGUCGUCGCGAGGAGAGGGAAGAAGAACGUGCUUUUCAUGAUGGCAGACGACCUCAGGACGUCACUGGGCUGCUACAUGGACGGUGUGGUCAAGUCGCCCAACAUUGACCAGCUGGCAUCCAAAAGCCAAGUCUUCCUAAAUGCAUACGCACAGCAAGCUGUGUGCGGGCCAAGUCGUACGUCCAUGCUGACCAGCCGCAGACCGGACACCACCAGACUCUACGACUUCAGUUCCUACUGGAGAGCCCACGCGGGCAACUACACCACCCUGCCACAGCACUUCAAGUCCACGGGGUACACCACCAUGUCUGUCGGCAAGAUAUUUCAUCCAGGCAUUGCAUCCAAUUAUACUGACGACUAUCCCUAUAGCUGGUCAAUUCCCGCCUACCACCCUCCUUCAUUCAAAUAUGAAAAAGAAAAGAUGUGUAAGGGAGUGGAUGGUCAACUCCACGUCAACUUGCUGUGUGCUGUGAAUGUAACUGAGCAGCCCGGAGGGACCCUCCCUGACCUGGAGAGUGCAGAGGAGGCAGUGAGACUGCUGACCAUCAGGAGCAAUGAUAGCAAACCCUUCUUCCUAGCUGUGGGCUUUCACAAACCACACAUACCGUUCAGGAUACCAGAGGAGUACCUGAGUCUAUAUCCCAUAGAUGAAAUGACCCUUGCCCCCGAUCCUAAUGUUCCUGAGCUCCUCCCGCCUGUGGCCUACAACCCCUGGAUGGAUCUGAGAAUGAGGGAGGACGUCCAAAAACUCAACAUUAGCUUUCCCUAUGGACCGAUUCCUAAACACUUCCAGUUGCAAAUUCGACAGCACUACUUUGCUGCUGUUUCCUACAUGGACGCUCAGGUGGGGAAACUGCUCAGUGCUCUGGAUGAACUCGGGCUGUCUGACAGCACUAUGGUGGUGUUCGCCUCAGAUCACGGUUGGUCAUUAGGUGAGCAUGGCGAAUGGGCUAAAUAUUCCAAUUAUGACGUCGCGACUCGAGUCCCCCUCAUCUUCUCCAUUCCGGGUGUCACAAGAGCCCCUGGAAAGAAGUCUACUUUCCCCUUUAUUGAUGUCUUCAGUCAACCAGAAUAUAAAUUUAAGACUGGCAAACUCAUAAGAAAUGUGGUGGAACUAGUGGAUGUCUUUCCCACAGUUUCCUACAUGGCCGGUCUUCGAGCCCCUGAACCUUGUCCUGAUGUUUCCUUCAAGGAAGAGCUUUGUACAGAAGGAGACAACCUGGCUUUCACUUUCCGACGAAGAGAACACGGAAAGGAUGAGGAAGCCAUAUCUUUUAGCCAGUACCCAAGACCUGCUGAUAAACCACAGGUGGACUCUGACCUCCCUUACCUGAAAGACAUUAAGAUCAUGGGUUAUUCCCUACGAUCCUGGGACUACAGAUAUACACUCUGGCUUGGCUUCAAUCCCCUAACAUACCAGGUUAAUGCAUCUGAUGUCCAUGCGGGGGAGUUGUAUAUGCUGGAAGAUGACCCUGGUCAGGACAACAACCUCUAUAAUGGCUCCGACUACAGCCUGAUUAUGAGGAAGCUGGCCAAACUUCAUCAUUCUGUGGGUCUGCGGAAGAGCAUGAAGAUGCAGCUCCUCUACCUGGCUGCAGGGAUUAAAGCAAACCGAGGAAAGGCUCGACACUUCUGAUAUGGAGCCAAAGUUGCCUUCCAGUUUGAGAAACCUGCACUGGAGUGAAUGAAAGCUGCCCAAAGGAAUACAAAUCUGGAUUGUUGCCGGGAUACGAGAUUUGCUGCUGUUGUGGUCAACGAUGACUGAACCAUUUUGCACUGUGGCAACUUGCUGCACCAACAUUUGCACUUGAAUUUGAGUACUUUCAAUAAAAUCUGUGUAACUUUC
Messenger RNA from Lampris incognitus (smalleye Pacific opah), 2061 nucleotides. It is a transcript of the gene ids, whose product is annotated as iduronate 2-sulfatase. Gene Ontology annotation, molecular function: iduronate-2-sulfatase activity. The coding region runs from base 157 to 1851 and encodes 564 amino acids. The record is from RefSeq and is a predicted model, not a curated record. The transcript has 14 exons. Lineage: Eukaryota; Metazoa; Chordata; Actinopteri; Lampriformes; Lampridae.